GCGAAUGAUUGAUCGAAUGUAUACGUACACCACACCCAUCGCGUCUCCUCACAUACACGCAUAGACACAAAAAGAUAGACACACAAGCUCUCCAUGUCAAUCUCAUCCCUUAUCUGCUGCAUCCAUGCAGCACAUGCAUCCGUCGUCGACGGAUGCUCUCAUAAAAAAUCACCUGCCAAGACCUGGGAGAGUUAUCAUGUCUCUUUCACCCACAGCAGAUCCCGGAACACACACCUCUGACGCCACCCACCCAUAUGUGAGACAAUCAAAGCACAUGACCGUCCGUCGCAUUGCCUUAGGUAGGAUCUAUGUCAUUUGUGGUAUAUGCGUAUAAGCCGAGUGUGGACAAAACUCUAGCAGCUUCACAUCUCCGUAGACGGCAGGUUGCAGAUCACGCAGCAGAGACAUGGCGAUCCAGUGUGAGAAGGUGGACGCGAACGCGGUAGAUGCGACGAACAGGGUCAUCAGCUUGAAUGUCAGGACUCCGGGCUCAUUCUCACUCCGGAGCAUGGGCAGAUUGUGCAGCCGCACCGUUACCUACACGCACCAACCAGACACACAUUAGACAUACUGUCGCGUCCAUUAUGGUAAUAUCUCGCCGCUAUGUAUCGUCGUGUCUCCCUCCCUUGUCUCUCACUAGCUUGCCCAGCCGACCCACCAUGAACAAGAUGACCUCGCAUGCCAUCUCGAUUGCGACGAGGACACCCAGCCCGCCCAGCCUCUCGAGCAGCCGGGGCAGCGAGAAGGGAUGCAGCAGCUGCUCCAUCGAUAUAAGUGAGAGAUUGAUGAAGAUCAGAAUCAGGCUCUCGGCCUGGUUGUAGGCGUACUGUUGGUCCCUCAACGCACGAAGAUACCUCGGACGAAAGUCGAAUGCGAUGAAAUUACUCUGGAGGUCGAGGGUCGACUUUAUGGAUGACAGACUAGUGGAAGCUGACCGCAUUCGCCGGCCCAUCCGCAUCACGCUCUGAUGGAUCUCGCUCGACGAGUGCCUCGGCUCCCCACUGCUGAGACGACUAAUCGAUGCUGCUGUCCCCUUGUUGCUCGAUGUCAUGGUCUCGAUAUGCUCAGUAUGGCUUUCGCACUCGGAGCUUGGACAGCCUAUCUUCUGUGCCGGCUUGGCCGAUCGGUCGUUACGUGGCCUCGUGAGCCACCGGGUGACAUUGACUUGGAGCAUAUCGGUAUAGGGCACCGCCAGGUCACCCACGAGAUCGUAGAGGGCGAACAGCAAAGACGACAUGACCUUGUUUCUGAGGAAGGUCAUUUCAGCCUGUUGCAUCAGGCAACGAACGACAGGACAGACAGACGACACACAGCAGAAACACACAAGCCGAUCGAUGCCAGGUUGUGUGCCAUUUUUUCGCUGUAUGCUGACCUGUAGCAGACGGGGAAUGAUAAGGGAUCCCAAAACCAGAUAAUAGAUUACAGCAUGAUUGUACAGCGGCGGCCCAUCUCUCAUCUUGCGUACCUAUAGAAAGCAACCGUGGAACGACAAGAGAUCUCAGAGAGACAGACAGAUCGAACGUAUAGAUGCUUUAAAAGUUGUACCAUCCCGUUUGCCAGGGCCACCAAAGGAAAGGAGCAGAAGAGACAUGUGAAGGCCACUAGGGCCCUCUCGCCAUCGGUCGCCGCCCUCUCGCCUCUCGGGAGGAAGAUGGCACUCCAUAAAAAGGCAGCCGUCAGCGAAACAAUGGGAACAAUUGUCAUCUGAAGGGUGUACAGCCAUCGUCUCUUCACGGCUGGCGUAUCCCGCGCCACUUGUUGAAAGAGCCCAAAUGGGAGUAAGACCAUGUAGCCUAUAUACUCUAACCUGUAAGAGACACAUGAGAAAAUAAGCAAUCAUGUGUCUUCAGGCUUGCUCUCGAGGUGCCUAUGUGUCUCGCUCACUUACGUUAGAAGGAUCACAGCAUAGGGCCAAAGACGAGGCUGGACAAAGAGGUGGGGUAAGGCAACGCUGACGACUGUAGGUACGAGAAAGUAAUGCCACGAUUUGCAGAACCGGCUAAACAAUCUCUCGCAACGGUAUCCCUCAACGAUUGCCAGGUAGUAUACGAUGACGCACAAGGAGGUCGCCGUAGUCCUUGCGUAGUCCACAGCUAUCACUAGGGGUGUCGUUUUGGAUUCGCACGUGCGCCAAAAGGCAAGCGGCCAAACCACCUGCAUGCGUGCGAGACAGAUUUGAACAGCUUCUCUUCCUUCUUCGCUUUUUAGGAAAGCCCACCAUUGGUAAGGCCAAGAGAAAUGCGUACAAAACUUGCAGCAUGACGGUGCGGAUGACGCGCCAUAGUGACCGCUUAAAUGGCUCAGGCGAAAAACGACUGCCAAUCAGCACUUCCCGCACUUGGAUUGUCUCUCCAUCAUCCACCACUGUCGGCUCAUAAACAAGAUGCGAUUCGAAUUCUUCGAAGGCCGCCGGGUAAUUUGCAUGCACGCGCGGGUGCAGUGCGGACAUGAAAG
Molecule: messenger RNA, 2454 nt
Organism: Vitrella brassicaformis
Lineage: Eukaryota; Vitrellaceae
Source: the annotation of a GenBank genome assembly